UCAUGGGGCCCCCGGGCAAUAGUGGAUCAUGGGGCCCCUGUGUCCUUGCCCAAACUCAAAAAAGCCUAUGAAAAAGGUACCAGGGGCAUCUCAUGGGGCCCCCUACUGACCCCGGGCCCUCGGGCAGUGCCCGAGUUUCUAAAUGGUCAGUCCGCCCCUGAUUCCCCCCAUUAGGUAUUGGGUGACCCAAGUGACCCCUGAUGUCUUCAUUAUGUGCUAGAGAUGGAGAACAAAGACACAAUGUCUAUGACCACCUUCUCCCUCAACACAUGGCACUGCACUUAUCAUGAAAUGAAGUCUAAGCACCAGAUGAAGUUAAUAAAAUUGAGUGAAG
Molecule: messenger RNA, 334 nt
Organism: Staurois parvus
Lineage: Eukaryota; Metazoa; Chordata; Amphibia; Anura; Ranidae
Source: the annotation of a GenBank genome assembly